Messenger RNA from Aureobasidium pullulans EXF-150, 1943 nucleotides. RefSeq lists its product as uncharacterized. The transcript has a single exon. Bases 240 to 1820 code for a protein of 526 amino acids. NCBI's taxonomy places the organism in Eukaryota, Fungi, Ascomycota, Dothideomycetes, Dothideales, Saccotheciaceae. The record is from RefSeq and is a predicted model, not a curated record.
CUGACAUGUUUUUGCAAAAAGAGACACGUUUCCUGAAUUAAGUCAGGUAGGUAUCUUUAGAGACAGGCCAAGGUUGGUACAGUCUUCAGUGCCACACAGACAUGGCUGGGGCAUGUGAUUUGUUGAUGGCUGGACUGCGCCUCGGCUGGCCCAAGACAAUUCUUCAUGGAAGCAGCAAGCAGUUUCUAUAAUAUACUCGCUCGUACUGAUGCCGGUCGGCAAGCAAACAGCUCUCCAUGAUGGUGUCGCACAUUGAGCCACCACCCCAAGUGCCACAGACUCCGCGACGCCCACCCUCGGUCACUUCGAGAGCCUCGACAACAAGGCGCCAUCGCUCAUCGCGCUCUCAACACACAACUUCACCACAGGCCCCGCUGAAUGAGUUUCCCGUAUUUGCGCAUACCGGCGAUGUCGAGAUCGUCAUCUCUUCACCCAGCGGUCGCAAGGAACAACGCUACCUCCUGCACAGCAUCAUCCUAGGCCAGUGUUCGUCCUUCUUCGCCAUAGACACGAAACGACCACCCGUGCCCAAUGCUUUGCCAGCUCCUGGCCCGGCCGCACUAUUGCGCAUUGGCGAAACAAAUUCCAGCAGGAGCAGCCUGGACUCGACCGACGUGCGACGCUGGAGUUAUGUCCUCGACUGGCACCACAUAAGAAACAACGAUGUACCGCGUCUGAUCCAAUGUCCUCCGAACCAGAGUCCGCCGCCCGUCUCGCGUAACAAGCCGCCCGCCUCGUCUUCUGCCUUCUUCCGAUCCAUGUCGAACCUAUCAGCCUUGUCUUUGAAUCCACAACCCAUUGCGCCUCCAGGCCCGGACGAUGAAUUACUGCGCGACUAUGACAAUCUCUUCCGCAUCUUCUACAACUUCCCACCUACGCUUAGCAACAUCAACAUUGCUGAUGCUUAUACCGAGUCAAAGGCACUACUGCAUCUAGCUCAGAUGUACGAUGCCUUGGAUGUCGUAGGUUCCCGAGUAGACCACCACCUUCUGGGCUUCCAAGGACGUCUGUUCAAGCAGAUUGCUCGCUACCCUCCAUCAUACCUCAAACUCGCCUGUCUAGCCAAGUCACGCGUCAUCUUCACAGAAGCCUUGAUCCACGUUGUAGGACAAUGGCCACAAGCACAGUCUCAACUCGUCAACCACAUCGACCCUCUGGUCCUUGAUAUCAUCGAGGACAAGGUUCAAGAGCUGGAAGAUAUGAAAUUGCGUAUCGAGAUCCGGCUUUUCAGACUCACCUUGACUACUAGCCGAGGUGAGCGUGUGAACCCGUCAAACGGCUAUCUGGAUUGGAUGGCCAUGUCUCUCUUCCGCCAAUGGCUGGCCGAAAACACAACCCCAGCUCCAGUCUCUAUCCUCAAGAACUCAUCACGGCCUUCAACCUCAGACGCCGUGUCAGCCUCUGCCUCCGUGUCAGGUAGAUCAGGUCGACAAAGCAGCUCCCGUGCGCUGGUCACCACGAAACCAGCAACAUCUCAACAACCUCAGUCAAGUCAGAGUCUAGGUCGCGUAUAUCGACUCAUGGGCAGCACAAAUAAAGAAGCAUAUCUCAAUCACGACGAGUGCAAACGUUUCCUCAAGCUCACACCCGAAAUGUAUUCACGCGACAACCUCAAGCGCUUUGAGCGUAGAGUCGACGAGCUGAAGAAUCUAGCCAGAGAUGCUGUCAAACCACUCACUCGCAACUUCCUCGAGCUUGAUCUCAGCAGUGUUGUGCCACCCUCAGGCGCAGGCCGAGGGAGUGCUGCCGUGCCAUCGACCGGAUUGGGGUAUUUAACUUGUACGAAAGUGCUGGAAGAUGAUUUCCCUUGGAACGGUUGAUAGCUUUGAGGCCUGCGAUUACGAACUGAUGCUUGAUGACGAUAAUGAAGGAGGAACAGCGAGUGUUUCUAGUCUCUGGUUUCUCCAGCCACGACGAUUUGUUUUGUCUUUUUUUUUUUUUUU